Messenger RNA from Gadus chalcogrammus (walleye pollock), 1808 nucleotides. It is a transcript of the gene b3gnt2b, whose product is annotated as UDP-GlcNAc:betaGal beta-1,3-N-acetylglucosaminyltransferase 2b. The record is from RefSeq and is a predicted model, not a curated record. Lineage: Eukaryota; Metazoa; Chordata; Actinopteri; Gadiformes; Gadidae. The transcript is spliced from 3 exons. The coding region runs from base 489 to 1682 and encodes 397 amino acids. Gene Ontology annotation, molecular function: hexosyltransferase activity. Gene Ontology annotation, cellular component: membrane.
UUUUCUGUCUCUGAAUAACAAAGCUGCGUCACCGUUCAGGAGGAGCAACUGUUCAAUCAUAGCCAGGCUCACACACGAGAAUCAUGGCUGGGCAACAUAAUGAACAUUACAUUUACCUCGCCAGUUUCACAUUUUGUAUGAUGUCUUAAUUCACCAGGUCGAGACCGAAAGGCUUUCCUCUGUUCUCCUUACAAGACUAAAAGAAAACUAAGUGUGGCGAUCGAGUCCGAGUCCUACGUCGAUAUCGGGGUUUUCUUGAGACGCAUGAGAUCCAGGAAUAUAUCUGCUUGUUGCAUCCAGGCUACCUGCUCACAAAAGACACAAAAGGAUCUAUUCUGUCAUUCCCCAGCCCUGAUGCCCUUCUUUGAUUCUCAUUGGCUGCUUUCCCCAAUGGGGGUGGAGCUCAGCAUGGGGUAAGAGAGGUGCAAACUGCACACCUCAACAAGACAAGCUCAGGAGACCCGGUCUCUCAAUCAGAGGGCGUGGCCAUGGCACUGUUGUGGAGGAGGAUGAAGGUUCUGGUGACGGUGGUAAUGGUGAACCUCUUUAUCUUCAUUCUGAUCUCCCGAAACAAUGGCCAGGAAAAGGGGGAUCCAAACAAGGUCCACCUACCAACAAAACCCUUCUGGUCCAAGGUAGUCCCGAACCAGGCUUACUGGAACCUCCAGCAGCAGGUUCUGGACCUCCAGAACAACCCCAUCCUGACCGCUAACUAUAGCACUGAUGACCUGCCCCAUUGGCUGAAUGACACGGCCUUGACCUCUGACCCGUGUCAUGCCGAUUUCAAGGUCACCACGCAGGUGAAAGACUACAACUCCCUACCUGGCCGCUUCAAGGACUUCCUUGUAUACAUGCGCUGCCGCUCCUAUCCCCUGCUGGUGGACCAACCUGACCUGUGCAUGGACCCCCCAUUCCUGCUUCUGGCCAUCAAAUCACUAGCGCCACAUUUUGACCGCCGCCAGGCCAUCCGUGAGUCCUGGGGGCGGUCAGGAGUCCUGGCCAAUCGGACCGUGAAGACGGUCUUCCUGCUGGGUAACACAUCGGAGGUGGACCAUCAUCCGGAUCUUUCCGACAUGCUGCGCUACGAGAGCUCCCGCCACCACGACAUCGUCCAGUGGGACUACCGCGACUCUUUCUUCAACCUGACCGUUAAAGAGGUGCUGUUUCUGGGCUGGAUAGAGACCCACUGCCCCGGAGCACAGUACAUCUUCAAAGGGGAUGACGAUGUCUUUGUGAACACCUACAGCAUCCUUCAGUUCCUCGGCGGCCUCUCCGCUCCCAAAGCCAAGGAUCUGUUUGUGGGGGAUGUGAUCACCAACGCCGGGCCCCACCGGGACAAAAAAGUCAAAUAUUUUAUCCCAGAAAGCAUGUAUGUGGGGGUGUACCCGCCGUACGCCGGGGGUGGGGGGUACCUCUACUCGGGGGAUCUGGCGGCCCGUCUGCACAACGUCUCGAAGCGCGUGGCACUCUAUCCCAUCGACGACGUGUACACAGGGAUGUGCCUCCGCAAGCUAGGUCUGGCCCCGGAGAAGCACAAAGGCUUCAGGACCUUCGACAUCGAGGAGAAGUAUCGGGCCAACCCCUGUGCCUACAAGAGCCUGAUGCUGGUUCACCCCCGAACCCCCCAGGAGAUGAUCAAGAUCUGGGCCUGGCUGAGUGACCCUCAUCUGAACUGCCAGUAGGCCAGGCAUUAGCCUUGUUUGUUCCACGUAACGGGGUCGAAACUGCUUUGUGUUUGCUUUGUGUGGACGAUUGCUCACAAUUGCUGGACUUGCAAAGAAAGACUGUAGCCACCGAUGCAAACUUGC